ACAAGCAACAAGUUAUAAACGGAAUAAAAUUUUAAAGGAAUUUUUUAUUUAACAACAAAAAAUUUAGUUUUGUAAUAAAAAAAAAUAACAUAAAACAACAACAAAAAAAUGAUUACCAUGAACGAAUUAGUGGAUUUAAGAAUGCAACAACAAAUUGCCCAUGAAAUACUUUAUCGGCAACAAAUUAUGCAACGUAUACCCGAUCCAUUUGCUGCCAUGAUGCCCGCCAUGCAUCAUAUGCCAGCACAAAUGUUAAUACCCUCUCAUCCCCCCUUGCCGGGUGUAGAGGCCAAAUUGGAGAAUAAUGAUUUAUGGCAACAAUUCCAUAAAAUUGGCACCGAAAUGAUUAUCACCAAAAGUGGAAGACGUAUGUUCCCCUCUAUGCGUGUUUCUCUUAAGGGUUUGGAAGAGGAGUCACAAUAUUGUGUUUUGAUUGAAAUGGUACCCAUUGGCGAUUGCCGUUAUAAGUUUUCCGGUUCUCAAUGGGUACCCGCCGGUGGUGCCGAACCUCAGUCACCUCAAAGAAUGUAUUUACAUCCCGACAGUCCCGCCAACGGUUCUCAUUGGCAAGCUCAACCCAUACUCUUUAAUAAGGUCAAAUUGACCAACAAUACUUUGGAUAAUAAUGGUCAUAUCGUUUUGGCCAGUAUGCAUAAAUAUCAGCCACGUAUACAUGUGAUACGUACCAAUGAUUUGGCGCAAAUACCCUGGGCUCCUCAGCAGGCCUUUGUCUUUCCCGAGACCGAAUUUGUAGCAGUAACCGCUUAUCAGAAUGAUCGCAUUACAAAAUUGAAAAUCGAUAACAAUCCCUUUGCCAAAGGUUUCCGUGAGUCUGGACAAUCGAAAUGCAAAAGGAAAAUGUCUCUAUCACCUUCGCCCUCGGAGGAAAAUCAAAAUAAUUCCUCUCAUUGUGAUGACGAUCAAUCGAGUGUGGCCAGUAGUCAAGAUUCACCACAAGCUAAGCGCUUAUGUAUGCGCGAGGAUCCCUUACCCUAUAUGGAUUUAAAUAAUGUCAUGCGUUAUGCUCUACAACCCAAUAUGAAUGAUAUGUUAUCGCCCGCCUUCUUUCCUCAACUAGCACAACAAGCUAUGCCCUUGUUUAUGCCUACCAUGCCCUCUUAUAUGGAACCUUUAGCGGCUCAAAGACUGCCAUAUCAUCAGCCUUCUUCGGAUUAUGAUUACACAUCGGGGAAUGAUGAAACCUCCAGUCAAAUUUCCUCCUCACAUGAAGAACAUAAUCCUGAGCUAUUUGUAGAUGUUGUUAGUACUUCUUCAGAGGAAUCACAAGAUUCUGCCGCUCUUUUGCCCUCCAACACCUCCCCCAGCACCUCACCAAGACUGUCGGUUUGUGAGCCGCCUGUAAAACGUAGUAGUUUUAGCAUAUCCUCCAUAUUGGGUAGCAAUACCCGCAGUGCUGUCUCUGUUUAA
Messenger RNA from Lucilia sericata (common green bottle fly), 1428 nucleotides. Its product is annotated as T-box-containing protein TBX6L-like. The transcript has 4 exons. Gene Ontology annotation, cellular component: nucleus. Gene Ontology annotation, biological process: cell fate specification; heart development; positive regulation of DNA-templated transcription. Bases 109 to 1428 code for a protein of 439 amino acids. Gene Ontology annotation, molecular function: RNA polymerase II cis-regulatory region sequence-specific DNA binding; DNA-binding transcription factor activity, RNA polymerase II-specific. Lineage: Eukaryota; Metazoa; Arthropoda; Insecta; Diptera; Calliphoridae. The record is from RefSeq and is a predicted model, not a curated record.